CACGCGACUGCCCUUCUGCUAUGCCAGCACCGGAAAGCCGCCAACAAUGUUUCCCCGGUUAUGUUGAACAAGUCACUUCGUAUGCACAAACGCCCUAUUGAUCGGUCCGCCAAACUUCUGCUACUGAAGCGACGUUCGCAGCCACAAAUCCCUUCCAGAUUAUCUCGCCGCCAUCCAUCUCUCCCGAGAUUCCCAACUACAAUCUCGACAACAACGUUUGUUUUAAGUGUGUCAUUCUCCCAGCAUGAACAUGGUGGCAUACUCAACUAUCGGUAUUUUAAAAGGCUCGCAGUACCUAUGAAUGCUCAAUGUCCUGCGCCCCUCACUAUGCUUCCGACAGAAGUGCGCCUUGAAGUUUACCAACGGCUCUUUCACCGUGAUCAGCCAACUGUCUAUACAGGUCGCUUAUCAGAUCAGGUACACGAUCAUAGUCUGAUUAUCUAGUACGAUCAUGACAUACACAUCCACGGUCAACGUGAAGGUGUUCGAGCCGCGUUCGCC
Messenger RNA from Alternaria alternata, 501 nucleotides. RefSeq lists its product as hypothetical. NCBI's taxonomy places the organism in Eukaryota, Fungi, Ascomycota, Dothideomycetes, Pleosporales, Pleosporaceae. Bases 61 to 444 code for a protein of 127 amino acids. The transcript has a single exon. The record is from RefSeq and is a predicted model, not a curated record.